GGAGGAUCCGUGGAUUUGACAAUUACUGAAACAUGGCGUUUGGCACAAUGACAUCUUUGCUUGGCAUGAUACCGCUGCUGGCGAUCGGCAUGAAUUUCUAUCGCUAUCAAAGCGUCGAUCCCGAGAACAAGGUCCAGGAGCCAUCUGUCAUCCGACGUCAGUAUGAUUUCGUUGUGAUUGGCGGCGGCUCGGCGGGCGCUGUGGUGGCCAAUCGCCUGAGCGAGGUGCGCAACUGGACGGUGCUGCUGCUGGAGGCUGGCGGCGACGAGACGGAGAUAUCGGAUGUGCCCGCACUGGCGGGGUAUCUGCAGCUGACGGAGCUGGACUGGAAGUACCAGACGACGCCCUCGUCGACGCGCCAGUACUGUCAGGCCAUGAAGGGCGACCGGUGCUUCUGGCCGCGGGGCAAGGUGCUCGGCGGCAGCUCGGUGCUGAAUGCCAUGGUGUAUGUGCGCGGCUCGAGGAACGACUACAACCACUGGGCGGCGCUGGGCAAUCCCGGCUGGGACUACGACAGCAUGCUCAGGUACUUCCUCAAGUCGGAGGACGUGCGCAAUCCGUAUCUGGCCAAGACGCCCUACCACGAGACGGGCGGCUAUCUGACCGUGCAGGAGGCGCCCUGGCGCACGCCCCUCUCGAUAGCCUUCCUGCAGGCGGGCAUGGAGAUGGGCUACGAGAAUCGGGACAUCAAUGGCGCCCAGCAAACGGGCUUCAUGCUCACCCAGAGCACCAUCCGACGGGGCGCACGCUGCAGCACGGGCAAGGCCUUCAUCCGUCCGGUGCGCCAGCGCAAGAACUUCGAUGUGGUGCUCCAUGCGGAGGCCACGCGCCUCCUCUUCGACAAGCAGAAGCGGGCCAUUGGCGUCGAGUACAUGCGCGGUGGCCGCAAGCAGCUCGUCUUUGUGCGGCGCGAGGUGGUGGUCAGUGCGGGCGCCUUGAACACACCCAAGCUGCUGAUGCUGUCGGGCGUGGGUCCGGCGGAGCAUCUGCAGGAGCAUAAUAUUCCGGUUAUCUCGGAUCUGCCCGUGGGCAACAACAUGCAGGACCAUGUGGGCCUGGGCGGCCUCACCUUCGUGGUCGAUGCACCGCUGACCGUGACACGCAAUCGCUUCCAGACCAUACCCGUCUCCAUGGAGUACAUAAUGCGCGAGCGCGGACCCAUGACCUUCUCCGGGGUGGAGGGUGUGGCCUUCCUGAACACCAAGUACCAGGAUCCGGCCGUGGAUUGGCCCGACGUGCAGUUCCACUUCUGCCCCAGCUCCAUCAACUCGGACGGCGGGGAGCAGAUCCGCAAGAUACUCAAUCUGCGGGAUGGCUUCUACAACACGGUGUACAAGCCGCUGCAGCACAGCGAGACCUGGUCCAUACUGCCGCUGCUGCUGCGGCCCAAGAGCACCGGCUGGGUGCGGCUCAACUCGCGGAACCCGCAGCAGCAGCCCAAGAUUAUGCCCAACUACUUUGCCCACCAGGAGGACAUCGAUGUGCUCGUCGAGGGCAUCAAGCUGGCCAUCAAUGUAUCCAACACGCAGGCCUUCCAGCGCUUCGGCUCGCGACUGCACAACAUUCCGCUGCCGGGCUGCCGGCAUCUGCCCUUCCAGUCGGACGCCUACUGGGCGUGCUGCAUCAAGGAGUUCACCUUCACCAUCUACCAUCCGGCGGGCACGUGUCGCAUGGGUCCCAGCUGGGAUGUCACCGCCGUCGUGGAUCCCCGCCUGCGCGUCUACGGGGUGUCCGGCGUGCGGGUGGUCGAUGCCAGCAUUAUGCCCACCAUUGUCAAUGGCAAUCCCAAUGCCCCGGUCAUUGCCAUUGGCGAGAAGGCCUCCGACCUCAUCAAGGAGGAUUGGGGUGCCCGAAGAGCCACGCCACCGGCCUCCACUCCACCCCCGCUGCCACCACUGGUGGCCUCGACUUCGACUUCCUAGUUGUCCCCACAGCAUCCUGCAUUGUCUAUCGCUAAUUUAUGUUUCAACUAGUCAAAUGUGAAUGAAUUAAUCGUAUGAAUUUUUGUUGUUACGUCUCCCCUCUCCCUCUCCACGCCCCU
Messenger RNA from Drosophila guanche, 2041 nucleotides. RefSeq names its product glucose dehydrogenase [FAD, quinone]. The transcript is spliced from 2 exons. Gene Ontology annotation, molecular function: oxidoreductase activity, acting on CH-OH group of donors; flavin adenine dinucleotide binding. The coding region runs from base 33 to 1922 and encodes 629 amino acids. The record is from RefSeq and is a predicted model, not a curated record. NCBI's taxonomy places the organism in Eukaryota, Metazoa, Arthropoda, Insecta, Diptera, Drosophilidae.